AUGAGCGCAGCCUAUUACACCCGUAGACCCGGACCGUCCGGCUCGCCGUUCCCUCAGUCCCAAAACGGAGGCGAGCGAAAUGCGAACCAGGGCGACGCCCGCGGGGGGGGACAUGGGAUGGGGCAGCAAGGCGCGCCUGCGUACGGCUACGCGCAACCCCGCAUGCAGCAUUUCAGUCACCAGCCCCAAAACAGUGCGGCGCCUUCCCAACCGGCGAAUCCGGCGCAUGUCGCCGAUCCCAACAACACCCCCGACGGCGACGAAGGGUGGAAGAGCCAAGUCGUCUUGCCUCCAAAGGACAACCGCGUGAAGACGGAGGAUGUGACGAAAACGAAAGGCACCGAUUUCGAGGAGUACUUCCUACGACGUGAAUUGUUGAUGGGGAUCUUCGAGAAAGGCUUCGAAAAGCCGUCGCCGAUCCAGGAAGAAUCCAUUCCUAUCGCCCUCGCCGGGAAAAACAUCCUCGCCCGGGCGAAAAACGGCACUGGCAAAACAGCCGCGUUCUCGAUUCCUCUCCUCGAGAAGUGUCAGACGUCGAAGCGCUAUAUUCAAGGGUUGAUUCUCGUUCCGACUCGCGAGUUGGCUCUGCAGACGAGCGCAGUCGUGAAGGCCAUCGGGAAGCACAUGAAUGUUCAGUGCAUGGUUUCGACAGGAGGCACGAGCCUUCGAGACGACAUUAUGCGACUGUAUAAUCCCGUGCAUGUGCUGUGUGGGACGCCGGGACGAAUCCUGGACUUGGCGAACAAGGGCGUCGCCGACUUGAGCAAUUGCCACAUGGUGGUCAUGGAUGAAGCCGACAAACUGCUCUCGGCGGAAUUUCAACCGAUUGUAGAAGAGCUUAUCAAAUUCGUCCCUAGAGAGAGGCAGAUUCUCAUGUACUCCGCUACCUUUCCGGUCACAGUCAAGGACUUCAAAAACAAGUAUCUCCCCGAUGCUCAUGAAAUCAACCUCAUGGACGAACUCACGCUGAAGGGUCUUACACAGUACUACGCGUUUGUCGAAGAACGUCAAAAGGUCCACUGCCUCAACACCCUUUUCUCGAAGCUUCAAAUUAACCAAGCGAUCAUUUUCUGCAACAGCGUGACCAGAGUGGAGCUUUUGGCUAAGAAGAUCACGGAGCUAGGAUAUUCGUGUUUCUACAUUCAUGCGCGGAUGAUGCAGUCCCACAGAAACCGGGUUUUCCACGAUUUCCGGAACGGGGCGUGCCGCUGUCUUGUUUCCUCCGACCUAUUCACACGUGGAAUCGAUAUUCAGUCCGUUAACGUCGUUAUCAACUUCGACUUCCCAAAGAAUUCAGAGACAUACCUCCACCGCAUUGGCCGCUCCGGCCGCUUUGGACAUCUUGGACUUGCCAUCAACCUUAUCACCUACGACGACCGCUUCAACCUCUACCGAAUUGAGAGCGAACUGGGCACAGAAAUUCAGCCAAUUCCAAGCCAGAUCGACGAAGCAAUUUACACUUGA
Messenger RNA from Neospora caninum, 1464 nucleotides. RefSeq names its product Eukaryotic initiation factor, related. Lineage: Eukaryota; Apicomplexa; Conoidasida; Eucoccidiorida; Sarcocystidae. Gene Ontology annotation, cellular component: cytoplasmic stress granule; P-body. Bases 1 to 1464 code for a protein of 487 amino acids. The transcript is spliced from 5 exons. Gene Ontology annotation, biological process: cytoplasmic stress granule assembly; P-body assembly. Gene Ontology annotation, molecular function: ATP binding; mRNA binding; RNA helicase activity. The record is from RefSeq and is a predicted model, not a curated record.